Molecule: messenger RNA, 1131 nt
Organism: Eublepharis macularius
Lineage: Eukaryota; Metazoa; Chordata; Lepidosauria; Squamata; Eublepharidae
Product: actin, clone 302-like
Exons: 3
Coding region: 1-1131 (376 amino acids)
Source: RefSeq, a predicted model, not a curated record
AUGCCAGGUGAAGAAGAGAAAAAAGCCUCUGUAGUGAUCGACAAUGGCUCAGGUCUGCUCAAAGGUGGCGUUGCUGGGGCCAAGGAACCAGAGUUCAUCUUCACCAACUUGAUAGGUCGACCCAAGGCCAAGUCUGUGAUUCUAGGUGCUGGCCAGAAGGACUUCUACAUUGGACUCGAGGCACAAGCCAACCGAGGGAUCCUCUCCCUCAGAUACCCAGUAGAACACGGAAUUGUUACUUCCUGGCCAGAUAUGGAGAAAAUAUGGAGGCAUACUUAUUAUAAUGAAUUAAUGUUGAAACCAAGCACUAGACCAGCACUGAUGACUGAGGCACCACUCAAUCCACUGGCCAAUCGUGAACAAAUGACAAAAUUGCUCUUUGAAGAAUUUGAGGUACCAGCCUUCUAUGUGGCCAUCCAAGCUGUGUUAGCACUCUACGCUGCAGGCCUCACCACUGGCUGUGUGAUGGAUUGUGGAGAUGGCGUCACCCAUACAGUCCCAAUCUAUGAGGGCUACUGUUUGCCUCAUGCUGUUCUCCGGCUUGACCUGGCAGGCCGGGAUCUCACAGAAUACCUCAUGAGGAUCCUGAGGGAAAGUGGAAUAGCCUUAGUGAGCACAGCUGAGAGGGAAAUUGUGCGAAUCAUUAAGGCAGGCUUAUGUUAUGUAGCGUUGAACCCUGAGGAAGAGAUGGCUAAAAAACCCAGUGAGAUUGAAAGAACUUGGAAAUUGCCUGAUGGACAGAUCAUUAAAGUCCACAACCAAAUGUUCCGCUGCCCUGAGGCCCUCUUUCGUCCAGCAGAUGUCGGUAUGGAGGCCCCUGGAAUUGAUAAACUCCUAUUCAACACCAUCAUGAAAUGUGACAUAGACUUGAGGACAACCUUGUAUGCCAAUGUACUCCUUUCUGGUGGCUCCACUCUCUUCCCUGGCAUUGCUGAGCGCUUGACAAAGGAAUUGAUUCACAUGGCUCCAAAGGGCACUGAGGUGAUCGUCAAUGCACCUCCUGACAGGAGGAUCUCUGUUUGGACAGGAGGAUCUGUUCUUGCUUCUCUCGCUUCCUUCCAGGACAUGUGGAUUUCCAAGGAAGAAUAUGCUGAAGUUGGGCCUAAUAUAGUACACAGGAAGUGUUUCUAG